UCCUCUCUCCCCACUCCUUCCCCGGUCGCCGCCGGCCACCGGUCCUCCCAUCAGCACAGUCCCCCUCCCCAAUAUUCCCCCGUUCAUCUACUCUCCCAAAUCCCACCUGAUUCCCACCCUCAUUCCAGCAGCAUGUCCAGAGCUCUAGCGCGCCGCGCGGUUCCCCCAUUCCUGCGGCUGCGCUCCACGGCGUUCGACGACGGGCACUGGAUGGGCCGCCUGGACCACAAGGACUGGCUCGCCCCGAACGAGGUCCUCAAGAUCUUCGCGAGCAUCCGGGACGCCGGUCUCAUAACCAGCGUCUUCAAGAAAGCGUGCGCCCGGAGGGACUACAAGCCCAGCGAGGCCCUCUACAGCCUGAUGAUCGACCGGCUCGCCGGUGCCAGGAGGUUCGGCGACGUGGAGGAGCUGCUGGCCAGGGCCAGGGUCGAGAAGUUCAGGUUCUCCGAUGAGUUCUUCUACAGGCUCAUCAAGAUGUACGGCAACGUGGCCAACCAUCCCGAGAAAGCCAUGGAGACGCUCUACGCGAUGCCCCGGUACAACUGCUGGCCUUCGACGAAGACGUUCAACUACGUUCUCCACAUGCUCGUGUGCAAGCGGCAGUACGAGGUUGUCCAUGAGGUGUACGCAAGCGCGCCGAGGUUGGGCGUGGCGCUGGACACCUGCUGCUUCAACAUCCUUGUCAAGGGUUUGUGCCAGUUCGGCAAGUUCAACGAGGCCAUCUCGCUGUUGGAUGAGAUGCCGAAGCAGGAGUGUCUGCCCAAUGCGAAGACCUACUCGACGCUGAUGCAUUUCCUUUGCCAGAAAGGUCAGGUGGAUGACGCAUUUGAGCUGUUCGAGAGAAUGCGUAAGGAGGAAAUUGAGGCAGAUACAGUUGUUUACAAUAUAUUGAUCUCUGGUCUGUGCAGAGAGGGAAGGGUGACCGUUGCGUUUGAUCGGUUUAAGUCGAUGUCGUCUGAAGGCUGCCAUCCCAAUUCAGGGACUUAUCAGGUGCUUCUUGAUGGCCUUGUGGCCUCGAGAAUGUUCGUGGAGGCAAAGGGCCUGGUUGGCAUGAUGAGUGCAGAAGGUCUGAGGCCUAGUUUCUCAUCGUACAAGCUGCUAAUUGAUGGCCUUUGUAGUGUUAACUGCUUAGAUAAUGCACACUAUGUGUUGAAGCUAAUGGUAGACCAUGGUUUUGUUCCUCGGAUGGGUACUUGGACAAAACUUCUUACAUCCGUAUGCUAAAAUGUAUUUUCAGGCUAGUGAUUUUGUGGACCUGACAAUACAGCUGAACAGGGUGCUUGUUCUGUUACUGGAACCAGUCGACCAACCAGCCUGUCUUUUCUUAGUAGACAUACAUAUUGAUCUUCUUUUAUGGGAAGUUUGGAACAUCAGGGUUGAGAAUGUCCAAGAUCUGUUUACUAAUGCCUCAUAUACUGAUGCACAUUGCUAACUUGUUGGCUUUGCUUCUAAUAUCAAUAUCAGUCCAGAUUCCACAUUCUCAAUCUUAAAUGUGAAAUGUCGAAGACCUUCACUUCAGUCUGCUGAUAUUUUUCUUUGGACCUUACUGCUAUUGAAAGCCAGCCAAACCUCCCCAAUAAAACAAACCCAGGCAAACAGUAUGGAAGAUGCAUGCCGUGAGCAAAGGAACUGGAUGGCAUUAUCAUCUGAAGCCUAACCUGCGAAGAACUGUACCACCUCAUAUCUGGAGAAAAUAGUUACCCUGGUAUUCAAAUCAUGUUGAUGGAGGCUAACAGUAACAAUGAUGGGAAGCAGCACGUCCAUACCUAGACCGUGUAAACUGUGAUUUGUCGACUGCCCUGUAUUACAGAAAUCUUCAGUAAAACUGCAUCAAGGGGAACCGUGGCAGAAUACACGCUCGCGGCGCGGGCUGCGAAACCAUGACCUAAUUCAAUUUUUGUUUAUGAGGUAUAAUCUUGCGUUAUUGGCAUUGUGGAAGGCAGUGCCUGAUGUGUCACGUCUCAUGGAUCCAAGAGGCUGGCGAUGCACAUUUCCUGUGCCCAUUUCCGUUUGCCCGUUUCAAGCUGGGUUCUGGCCGGAGACAAAUCCGUGACGCCCGCACCCGACGCGUGCCUUGAGCCAGCUGUUAUGCCUACCUGAAACCUGAGCGUACACCGGACAGGGUGAGAGCUGUGUCCAUGUUCAGUGACCUGGUGUACUUGAGGUUGCGGUCCCAUGAGGCAGCGGCCACUGGCAGCGAAAAACACAACUCAGCAAUUUGCAUGCUGCUGUCGAGCGAUGAGCCGAUGAUGCAUGAACUGAUGGUGAUGUAGCAGAAUUAUAAGUGCUUGCGCUGUAGUUCUACUUCGGAAGAUGGACUUCUGCUGCUCAGCUCCUGGGAAGGUGUCGUGCAGCCAGAAUCAGGCAUGUGCUCGAGCUGUACUCAUGGAGUGCACUGGGGCGCUGGGAAGUUGAGGUUCUGUCUGCUUCCGCUUUGUCCAGCCAUCACAUCCGGCGUGGCAGCGUCCUGCACUCUGGAACGCGAUUUCGCACCUAAUUCCGGCGCGCUCGUCACUGCAUCCUUGUAGACACGCACCACUGUCCACUGGCGGAGCAGGAUCAUUCCAGCCCGAUCGUACUGUUGAGUUUUUUUUCCCGAAGAAGAUACACCGAUCUAUUAAUAAUCAGCAUCAGUUGUAUAAGGAACAUCAAAGGUAAUAAAAAUUAUAAAUAGGUCGAUGGAUCACCUAGUGACGAUUGCAAA
Molecule: messenger RNA, 2704 nt
Organism: Lolium rigidum
Lineage: Eukaryota; Viridiplantae; Streptophyta; Magnoliopsida; Poales; Poaceae
Product: pentatricopeptide repeat-containing protein At3g14580, mitochondrial
Exons: 5
Coding region: 133-1224 (363 amino acids)
Molecular function (GO): protein binding
Source: RefSeq, a predicted model, not a curated record